AUGAGAAUUGCAGCAAUUCUUUUUGACCUUUGCUUUCUCACCUUUGCAACAUUUCAUAAUUGCUUUUGCAAUGGAAACUCCAACAUUGUUUGCUCCAAAACUGAAAAGCAAGCCCUUCUAAAAUUCAAGCAAGCUCUUAAAGACCCUUCAAACCGGUUGUCCUCUUGGGCUGGUGACAACUGUUGUCAAUGGUUUGGAGUCGUCUGCAACAACUUCACUGGCCAUGUCCAUGUGAUCCACCUUCCUUAUAAUUAUAGUUAUAGUGAUGCUGAUUGUUAUUUUUAUGGAAAUUAUUCUGAAUAUGAAGCUUACUGGCUUUAUCACAAGUUAGGAGGUAAAAUAAAUCCUUCUUUGCUCGAUUUGAAGCACCUUCGUUAUCUGGACUUGAGUGGGAAUUAUUUUGGAUGGAUUCGCAUUCCUAGCUUCAUUGGCUCUAUUGGAAGUUUAAGGUACCUUAACCUGUCUAAUGUCGAAUUCAGCGGAGCCGUUCCUCAUCAACUAGGAAAUCUCACCAUGAUGCGUUAUCUGGACUUGAGCUCGAAUCAUUUUAGAGGGAUUUGCAUUCCUAGCUUCAUUGGCUCUAUUGGACGUUUGAGGUAUCUCGGCUUGUCUAAUGCUGGAUUCAGCGGAGCCAUUCCUCUUCAAAUAGGAAAUCUCACCAUGAUGCGUUAUCUUGGUCUUCAUCGUAAUCUUGGUAUGUUUCUUGGAUCUGAAUUUCAGUUAUGUGGUGAUAAUUUACACUGGGUUUUUGGUCUUCUUUCAUUACAACACCUUGAUAUGUCAUUAGUAAACCUUAGCAAAGCAGUGGAUUGGGUAGAGAUGAUAAAUACACUUCCUUCUUUGGUAGAAUUGCAGUUACGUGGGUGUGAUCUCAAAUAUUCUUCUCCUUUAACUACCGUUAACUUUGCAUCACUACAUAUCCUCGACCUGUCUUAUAGCAAUUUUGCGUCGUCUAUACCUAAGUGGAUUUUCAGUUUGAAUCAUCUAGUUUCCCUAGAUAUCAAUAAUUGUAACUUUUAUGACCCAAUUCCCAAUGGUAUUCAAAACAUGACUUCUCUCAAAGAGUUUUAUGCUGCUGGAAAUAAUCUGAAUUGA
Molecule: messenger RNA, 1095 nt
Organism: Camellia sinensis
Lineage: Eukaryota; Viridiplantae; Streptophyta; Magnoliopsida; Ericales; Theaceae
Source: RefSeq, a predicted model, not a curated record